UGACGCAUUUGCCAGCUGCGCUUUUGGGAUCAAAUGCGAUUCUUUGGAAGAUAGAGAUAAUUUGUUCUACGUUUCAACUAGAAAAGCUUUAAAUUUCUCGGGUAUUCGUCAAUCAAUUUUCAUCUUAUUCAACACUUUCGAGGUGUUAUUGAAGAAAAUAUUAAAAUGCGCGAGGAGAAGAAGAUAAUGCGACCCGAUAUGAUUAAUAUACUGUUGGAAUCUAGGAAUGGAAAAUUAUGUGAGGAGAGUAAUAACGAAUUGGUUGAUUCGUUUACUUCAACAAACAAAUAUAGUUUGAGUAUGAAAACUAACAAUGUUGAGUUGACCAACGAAACUAUAACAGCUCAAGUUUUGAUCUUUUUAUUUGCUGGAUCUGACACGACGUCAUACGCAAUGAGUUUUUUGUCGUUUGAAUUAGCAAUGAACAAUAAUAUUCAGGAUAAACUUAGGGAGGAAAUUAACGCAACUUGGAAGGAAUGUAAAGGAAAUUUAACUUAUAAAACUUUAAUUAGUAUGACGUAUAUGGAUAUGGUUAUUAGUGAAGUUCUAAGGAAAUGGCCCCUUUUCCAUUUUUGGACAGAAGAUGCAACAAGGAUUAUACAAUUCAAGCUACAAAACCAAUAUUUUGGCAAAUAAAACCAUGCUUUUCCAUUUAAUAAAACAUUUUCAAAUUGUCCCAACAGAAAAAACUUCAAUACCCAUUGUCAUUAGCAAGAAUCAAUUAAAUGUUUCGUCGAAUCGCGGAUUUUGGUUUGGUUUAAAAAGAUUAUCAUCUCAGCCUUAGUAUUGUAUAGUAUCUUCAAUAUUUAACAGU
Messenger RNA from Nicrophorus vespilloides, 814 nucleotides. Its product is annotated as cytochrome P450 9e2-like. The coding region runs from base 166 to 636 and encodes 156 amino acids. The transcript is spliced from 2 exons. The record is from RefSeq and is a predicted model, not a curated record. Gene Ontology annotation, molecular function: heme binding; oxidoreductase activity, acting on paired donors, with incorporation or reduction of molecular oxygen; iron ion binding. NCBI's taxonomy places the organism in Eukaryota, Metazoa, Arthropoda, Insecta, Coleoptera, Silphidae.